Messenger RNA from Brenthis ino (lesser marbled fritillary), 3159 nucleotides. NCBI's taxonomy places the organism in Eukaryota, Metazoa, Arthropoda, Insecta, Lepidoptera, Nymphalidae. The record is from the annotation of a GenBank genome assembly.
AUGUCGAAUAAUUUGAAGCACAAUAUAGGAAAAUUUAUAAAUGGAUCUAUAUAUAAGAUAACCCUCAACAACUUUAUGACAUAUAGUGAAAUAGAAUUUUUUCCUGGACAGUCAUUAAAUGUAAUUAUUGGUCCUAAUGGAUCUGGAAAGUCAUCCAUUAUAUGUGCCAUUAUUUUGGGACUUGGAGGAAACCUUAGCGAUAUCAGCAAAACCAAACAUAUAUCAAAUUUCAUUAAGAGAGGAGCAGAAGCAGCCAAGAUCGAAAUAGAGCUGUAUCAGAAGAAAAAGCAGACCAUGGUCAUAACUACUUUCUUAGAUAGAUCAAGGAAAAAGUUUGUAUAUAAGAAAGAUCAAGAAACAAUUACAAAGGAAGAACUCCUGAGAUGUAUGGAAAGUAUGGGUAUACAAGUAAGCAAUUUGUGUCAAGUGCUCCCUCAACUUAGGGUUCAAGAGUUUUCAAACUUAAAUCCUAAGCAGUUACUGGAGAAUACCAUAUCUGCCAUAUCCGGCUUCAACGGUGUGAGCAUCAGAAAUGAUUUAAUAGAUAUGUCUACAGAAUUAGAGCAAUUAGUGCAGGGAAAGCAAAUUAUGGAAAAGAAGGUUCAAGAACUAAUAAAACUUAAUGAAAAAGAUAAAUCCAAGAUAGAGAAUAUGGAGAAGAAGAAAGAAUUGGAUAUUAGACAAAAGUUGUGCGAAAUAAAAAGGAGAUGGAUAGAGUGCAAUAAUCUGGAAGAGGAAAUACAAGGGUAUAAAGCAGAAAUUGACAGUAAACGCAAACCCAUAGCAGAGUGGGAGAAUAAGAAGAGAAAGAUGGAAAGAGAAAAGGAUGAUAUACAUAAAAAUCUCAAAGAUGAGGAAGGUCGUAAAAACGAAAUUAUUGAAAAAAUUAACGAUUUGAGGAAAAACAUUAUUCGCAAUAAAGAUUCAAUUACGUCUGAUGAGAGGAGGUUCGAAGAAAUAGAGGCUGGUCUAGCGCAGAAGGAAAACGAAAACCUUAACAGGGAACAGGAGUUGAACAAAAUGAGUGUUAAAUUGGAAAAGUAUCGACAAGAUCGACGUGCCUUCUUACAGAAAUAUGGGGAUGAAUUUUCUUUAAAAGUCAAAUUGGAGCAGAAAAAUAAAGAAAUUGAAAAGUUACACCAACACAGACAUGAAUUAGAGAGGAAAAAAAUAUCUAUAGAAAUGAAUAAGACAUACUCUGAUAUCACAGAUAAAAUACGUUCUUAUAGAGCACAAUUGGCCGAACUUAAAAACAGAAAUGUGAUACGGAUGAAAUUAUUGGAAAAACAAUUCAAUGACACGUACCAAGCUCUGCUAUGGUUGAGGGAGAAUCGAGGCUUAUUCAGACAUGCAGUGUACGAGCCGAUGCUACUGGAGAUCAGCUUUGAGGACGAGUACUACGCGAAAUUCUUAGAGAACACAGUGCCCUAUAGAGAUCUGACGGCUUUUUCCUUCGAAGAUUCAAAUGAUAUGGAGAAGUUCCUAAGAAUUGUGAGAUCAGAUAAGGGGCUUAAACGAGUGAAUGUUUGCAAAGUGUCCUCCGAUACAAACCUGCAUUCGCCGCCCAUAGACAACAUUAGACGGUACGGGUUCUCGCGGUACCUGUCGGACACGUUCGAGGCGCCGCACGCGCUCAAGCAGUACCUGUGCGCGCUGUACGGCGUGCACCGCGUGCCGCUGGGCGACGCGCACGCCGCCGCCAACAUGGAGCGCCUGCCCGCCGACCUCCAGCUGUAUUUCACGGACCAACGCAGAGUGCGAGUAAAAAAAUCUGCCUAUAGUGGAUUAUAUUCAAGAAAUAUUUCUGAAAUACGUCCAGCGAAACUACUUGGAAGCAACCAAGCGCAAAUUAUAAGUAUAGAAGAAAAUUUGACCAAUUUGGUAAAUGAACAAAAUACUAUGACGCAAGAGUUGGACAGAAUAAAGCGUGAGAGAGAUGACCUGACCAGUAAAAUUGGUAUAGAGACCACCUCUAAAGAGACCAUUCGCAAUUAUAUUGAAAAGUUAAGAAGUAUCACGAAAACUCUCGAAGUGGAGGAGAGGCGGUUCAAAGAAGAGAGUGAGAUAGAUGCCGUGGAUAUGAAGAUGGAGCGUGCUAUAGCGAGACAGCAACAGGCGGAAACGACGCGCCGGGUGCUGGCGACGCAGCCCGAUCUGCUGCGGGACGUGAGAGAUCUGCACGCGGCCGCGCUCAGCCGCCAAGAGCUCUCGAAACGUAUUCAUGCUGUUAAUCAAGAAUACGUUAUAUGCGAAGGGAAAGUGAAAGAGUGCGAGAGAGAAAUCAAUGAGCUUGAGAAUAUUAUAGGAGCAUCUAAAUCUAAAAUGGAUGACGCAAAUCGAAGAAAGAUGGCAAAUUUCCGUCAUAUUCGGAAAUAUUGUGACAAUAAACUGCCAAACGAUCCGGAGUUUCCAUUCGAGCGGGAGUUUGAAACGCUCCCAUCUCGUAUCAGUGGUUUGACGUCCGAGCAAUGUAAGGUUAAGCGAGAAUAUGAUUCUAUAGAAGUUAACUUUCAGACAGUGAAGGACUAUGAAGAUCGAGAAAGUGAAAAGAAAAAAAAACUCGUUGAAAUUGAAGAAACAAAUAGGAAAAUUGAAACUUUAAAUAAAUCAAUUCAAGAAAUAAAACCGAACUGGUUGAACAAUUUGAAGAGUUUGUUGGGAAAGAUAAGUGAAAGUUUUGGUAGAAUGUUUGAUGAACUCAAAUAUGUGGGAGAAGUUCUGCUCGAUACAGGAGAUAAUGAAGAGGAUAUCAGCAAGUACGGUAUAAACAUAAUGGUGUCGUUCCGCGCGGGGCUGCCGCUGGAGCGGCUGGACGCGGCGCGCCAGUCGGGCGGCGAGCGCGCCGCCGCCACUGCCUGCUACCUGCUGGCGCUGCAGGCCGUCGCCGCCGCGCCCUUCAGGUGCCUCGAUGAGAUCAAUCAAGGCAUGGACGCGAAAAACGAACGAAGUUUUGUAGAAUUGCUGAUGAGAGUGUCCAGUGAAGUGCACCAUUGUCAAUACUUUCUCUUAUCGCCUAAAUUACUGAAAAAUUUGGAAUAUAACGACACAGUGAAAGUGCACGUCAUUAUGAGCGGUGAAUCUAAUGUGUCUUCUAGAGUGUGGGAAAUAGACACGUUCUUGGAUAAAGCAAGAGCUUAUGGGAGGAAUAACCGUGACUCC